AGAAUUGAAGGCGUUUAUCUGGAUAGAUGGUACUGUGCAACGUUGGCCUCUGCUCUCCAGUUACCAAACUCACCAUUGAGAGAACUGCACCUGAUAGAUUCAACCUGGCUGGAUUCAGAAGUGGAUGUGCUCUGUACUGGACUGUCUAGCCGAGACUGUAAACUGGAAGCACUGAGUCUCUGCGGGAAUGGACUCUCAAACGAGGAACGUCAUAAUUUGGUCUCCUCUAUGAAAACAGUUCUCAGCUGCAACCUGAGAGAGCUGGGCUUGAGUAACUUCACACUGCAGGAUUCUGUAGUUGAGGUACUCUCUACUGGACUAGGGAGUCAACACUGUAAACUGGAGAUACUGAGGCUGAAUCGAAAUACACUAACAGACAACUUCUGUGAAGUACUAGUCUCAGCUAUCAGCUCAAAUUCCUCUCAUCUGAAAGAGCUGGACAUUGUUCACUGUGACCUGAUCGAUUUAAGAGUGGAGCUGCUCUCCACUGGACUCAAAAGUCCACACUGUAAACUGGAGAAAUUGAGGCUCUAUCAAUGUAAUCUCAAUAACGAAAGUUGUGAAGCACUGGCGUCAGCCCUUAAGACCAUCCCCUCACACCUGAGAGAGCUGGAUCUGAGUAACAAUGACCUGAAGGAUUCAGGAGUAAAGCUGCUCUCUGCUGGACUGGGGAAUCCCCACUGUAAACUGGAGACUCUGAGGCUGCCAUUCUGUAGAGUCACAGAGGAAGGCUGUGAUUCUCUGGCUUCAGCACUAACGUCAAACCCCUCCCACCUGAGAGAGCUGGACCUGAGCUACAAUCACCCAGGAGACUCAGGAGUGAAGAUGCUCUCUGCUACGAUGGAAGAUCCAGCCUGUAGACUGAAAAUCAAGUCAGUGCAGAUGAUGAAAAUAAUGCAAGAUACUCUAGUAAGACCUGUAGUAUAUUCACUGUCUGUUCUCCUGCCUCUCACACAGUAUGGACCACAACGAAGAGUGCUGGGUGAAUCUGGAGCUGCUGAAGAAGUGUAAGAAUACCCUAUACUUGACAU
This is a messenger RNA of Salvelinus fontinalis (brook trout), 1031 nucleotides long. RefSeq names its product ribonuclease inhibitor-like. Bases 229 to 1011 code for a protein of 260 amino acids. The record is from RefSeq and is a predicted model, not a curated record. The transcript is spliced from 5 exons. NCBI's taxonomy places the organism in Eukaryota, Metazoa, Chordata, Actinopteri, Salmoniformes, Salmonidae. Gene Ontology annotation, molecular function: protein binding.